CCUUCACCAACCGGACAGCACCUGCAAGCCCCAGCAACUGCUCAGCUGCUGCAGCCUUCGCCAACCGGACAGCACCUGCAAGCCACGACAACUGGUCAGCCGCUUCAGCCUUCGCCAACUGGGCAGCACUUGCCAACUGGACAGCACCCGCAAGCCCGAGCAACUGCUCAGACAGCACCCGCAAGCCCCAGCACAGCCGCUUCAGCCUUCGCCGACCGGACAGCACUUGCCAACUGGACAGCACCCGCAAGCCCCAGCAGCUGGUCAGCCACUUCAGCCUCCGCCUGCCGGACAGCACUUGCCAACCGGACAGCACCUGCAAGCCCCAGCAGCUGGUCAGCCACUUCAGCCUUCGCCUGCCGGACAGCAGCACCUGCAAGCCCCAGCAGCUGGUCAGCCGCUUCAGCCUUCACCCGCCGGACAGCACUUGCCAACCGGACAGCACCCGCAAGCCCCAGCAGCUGGUCAGCCACUUCAGCUUUCGCCUGCCGGACAGCAGCUCCUGCAAGCCCCAGCAGCUGGUCAGCCGCUUCAGCCUUCACCCGCCGGACAGCACUUGCCAACCGGACAGCACCCGCAAGCCCCAGCAGCUGGUCAGCCACUUCAGCCUCCGCCUGCCGGACAGCACCCGCAAGCCCCAGCAGCUGGUCAGCCACUUCAGCCUCCGCCUGCCGGACAGCAGUUGCCAACCGGACAGCACCCGCAAGCCCAAGCACUUCUGCCGCAGCCGCACACCGCAGCUCCAAUCGGAGUUCGACGAGGUGUUGUUUGAGAAGGAGCUGGAACAGCAGAUGGUGCUCGACAACCUUGCUGAGCAGUUUGCAAACCACAAGCGCAAGUUUACAGCUGACCUCGAGGAAAUGGCGCGGCAGAGCCAGGCCGCUCGCCUUCAGCACAACGAAUUCCUAAGAGGACUGGAUGAGGAAUACAAUGAGCGGUGCAGGAGGCACAAGUUGGAGCUCAUCCGUCUGCAGGAUGAGGAAAGGGAGGCAAACGAAAGGGCAAAGGUGGCCAAGACUCGUGCAAGCGACACUGCGGCAGAGACUGCCAGAGGUCUUUUGCAGCAGAAGCUGCAAGCUAAGACGGAGCCGUCUACCCCAAGGGUCAGCCUGGCACAGACUGGCCAGCCUGUGCAGCACCAGCAAACCCUUGGUCAGCCGCUUCAGCCUCUACCUGCCGGACAGCACUUGCCAACCGGACAGCACCAGCAAGCUCCGACAACUGGUCUGCCGCUUCAGCCUUCACCUGCCGGACAGCACCCGCAAGCCCCAGCAACUCAGCCGCUUCAGGUUUCGCCUACCGGACAGCACUUGCCAACUGGACAGCACCCGCAAGCCACCGCAGCCAGCGCCGGCCAGCCUCUGCAGCCUUCAACAACCGGGCAGCACUUGCCAGGACAGCACCCGCCAGCCCCAGCAACUGGUCAGUCGCUGCAGCCUUCGCUUGUUGGACAGCACUUGCCAACUGGACAGCACCUGCAAGCUCAGGCGCUUCAGCCAGCCACAACAGCUGGCCAGCUGCUGCAGCCUUCGCCUGCCGAGCUCCAGCCUACGCCAAGCACCCGCUUCUUCACUCAAGCCAUGGGGAACGGCCACCAGCUACAGCCUGCGCCUACCGGACAGCACUUGCCAACCGGACAGCACCACCUGCAAGCCCCAGCAACUGGCCAGCCGCUGCAGCCUUCGCCGACCGGACAGCACUUGCCAACCGGACAGCACCACCCGCAAGCCACAACAGCUGGCCACCCGCUGCAGCCUUUGUCGACCGGACAGCACUUGCCGACCGUACAGCACCACGUGCAAGCCACAACAGCUGGCCAGCCGCUUCAGCUGUCGCCAACCGGCGAGCAAAUGGUGCAGGCAAGCCCCACUUCGUUGCCAGCGAGUGCCAUGUCAGAGUCGCCUGGCUCCGAGGCUACGGUAUCCUCACACGGGGGCCUCGGAAAGGUGUCGAGCUCCACACACCCAGCAGCUUGGCAGUUCCUGUACCGGCUCACGAACACCGUCGACAAGUUCGGCAACAAGAAGUGCAGUGAGGAGAUGUGGGAAGCCUGGAGGGAGCCCUCCAAGCGAGACAAGCUCCUUCACGACUUCGUGCACCGUUGCUGGAAGCCGCAGGAGACCCACCAGGAGAACAAGGAGUGGCGCACAUGCCUGGUCGGCUAUGAGUGGCUGACAGAGCGCGAGAUGAGGGAGAACCACAAGUGGGACGAGAUCACCAUCGCCGGAGCGAAAGAAUAUUGUCAGAAGAGGAAGCUCUUCAAAAAAUGCCUCUAUUCCCCCGAUCUCAAAUUUCUUGUGCAGACGAGCGACAAGGUGGAAACCGGCACAUCACGCACGAAGAGCCUCGAGCAAGAACUUGCAGAUUCCGGGCUGUGGGAUACAGAGUGGUCCGUAGGCGAUGUGUUAGGCCUCGAUGACGCCACAGAGGGUGCUGGCGAGGGGAACAACAAGCCUACGAAGCUGGUGGAAUUCCCUGAACCGGAGGGAAGCGAGACAUUGCAAGAGUAUCUGGGGCAAUACAAAAAAGCAGCUCUCAACAAAAAGGCUGUGCUGAAGUCUACGAAAGAGCGCUUGGUGAAAGACAACGCUGUGGGGCACCAGAAGCGAGCAUUUGUGGGGAUGUGCAACCAGAUCCGACUCGAGACAUACUUCGCGAAGGCUGCUCCCAAGGCGAAGGCCGCCAAAUCCAAGGCUGCAAAGCCAGCGGAGACGGCAGAGGGUGCUUAUGUACAAGCGCUAUCUUCAGAUCCUGAUGGUGAUUGCCUGGGAGCUGUUCUCGAUGCCUUCUCGGUGCGCUACUUUCGGAAAGGUGUGAUCAAGCACCCCUUCCUCAGCGUCUUCGACUUCGCCAGGCUGAGCUUUGGAAAGGAUGCUUCAGGAGCUUUUGGCAGUCCUUUCGUGAUCUGGAGCCGCAACAUGAAGUAUUUGAACGCCACAGCACUGCAUUGGAAAGCGAUGCACCUGACGAGGCACCAUGUGAAAAAGGAUAUUUGCCCGCAUUGUGACGCCAACAUCACGACUGUCCCGUUUGAGGAUAUGAGUGCCGAUGCAGCCUGGAUCAGCACCAUCGGCCGGAGCCAACCAUGGACAAAGCCACCCGUGUUUGCUGCACUUCCAGGUGGCGACACAUCCAGUUUCAUAAGGCUGGACACUUUUCACUUGGGUGCACUCGGAGUUGGACAAUACCUGGCCCCGUCGGUGCUGGGUGUGCUCAUCGCCCAGUUCAAGCACUUUACCCCGGCGGCUAGCAAACAGCGUGACAUUGAAAGCAGGCUGGCUGUUGCUCACGAGUUUUUCUUGGCGUUUUGCAAUGCCAAGAAGCGAUGCCCGCGUGAUCUCAAAGAUUUCACAAAAAGCAAUAUGCACUGGCCGGACCAAGCUACAUACCCGAUGCUGUCUUGCAAAGCUGCAGACACGAUUUUGAUGCUGGAGUGGCUGGAAGACUAUAUGGUGAAUGUUCCAUUGGAUCUUUCAGACCGCUUGUUAAAGCUCUGCUCGGAUGCUCUGACAUCUUACAAUGCAUUCUUCCGACUUUGCCAUCAUUCAGAGAGCCGGGUGUGGUGGACAGCUGGCGAAGCUGCCACUGGGUUGAUGGCCCUCACAACUUUUUUGAGGUCAUACCAUGCAGCGGCAGUGGAGUGCUACCAGCGGCGUUGGAGUUACUUCAAUUUCGUCCCAAAGAUGCACUACUUGGCCCACGUCGCAUUCGAUGUUUAUGUGCCCCUUUCAAAGGGCAAACCUGUUUACAACCCCAGCCUUUGGGCAACACAAAUGGCCGAAGAUUAUGUGGGGAGCAUGUGCAAGAUGUCUAGCAAUACGAACCCAUCCAAUGUUGCUCGCCGUGGCAUCGACAAGUAUCUAGUGAGAGCUAGAAGGGUGUGGCUCAAAGAAGCCGCAGAAAAGCAGGCCAGGGCUGGCUGA
Symbiodinium sp. CCMP2592 is the source of this 3923-nucleotide messenger RNA. The record is from the annotation of a GenBank genome assembly. Lineage: Eukaryota; Dinophyceae; Suessiales; Symbiodiniaceae.